AUGGCUGAGUUGGAGCUUCCUUCCCGAUUGUUCGCCGAUAGAGAGGAACCUGCUGGUGACAGAGUGAAUAUGUACUUUAAGCUCAACACGAUCAAGGCUGUGCUCAAAGCCCUUACGCCUGAAGAACUUGAUACCAUUAGGCCGGAGUUUGGUUUGGUCACUGGCCUAAAUUGCCAGCCUCUUCCAGCCCUGGAUAGAGCUUUAACCAAGUGUCCUCCCGGCGUCACUCCCUACUGGUUCACUCUGUUUGGUGGUGAAGAAUGUUUCACCGGAGAGAUGUUGUUGGGCAAGCUGCGAAGGCCAAAGGCACUGUCUAGUGAAGUGAGAGUCAAGUAUGCCUGUUUGUUGCUUGUUGAUGGUUUUCUCUGUCGCCGAUCAUUCCACAUGAAGAUUCCUAAGGAGCAUGUGGAGAUGAUUCGUGAUCUUGAUGUCUUUUUGAAAUACCCGUGGGGGCGCUACAGUUUCGAUAUGACAAUGCAAUGCAUUAAGUCAAGAUCUCUCAAUCAAUUAGCUCAAGCAACUGUGGCUAUCCAAGGUUUCAUCCAUGCACUUUGUCUGGUUUUGGUGGAGGCGGUCCCAGCUGUUUUGUCUGCUGUUGGUGAAAUAACUAACCCCGAGUCUGGGGAUGAAGAUGUUUUCCCAGUUAUUUCACUAAAACUGGAUAAGGUUUGGGACCUCGACAAAGAUUCCAAGGUUGAUGUCUUCUCUAUAAUACCUGCGCCCCACGAUGUUGUUGGUUUAGAAGAUUGUAGUUGGGCUGAUGAGGUCCGUGACCCAGGUGUUGAAGUUAUUCUUUCUAAAAUUGAAGAGGGAUGCGAAUUCAACCGAGGGAUGUUUGUAGGGGGACUUAGAGGCGCUGUUUUGCAUGUUGAGGCUCCUCCUCGGGUUGUUAACAAAGGUAAACGCAAAGUUCGGUCCAGGCAUAGUGGUGAACAUCUGGUCAGAGGUGGAUCCUCUAGGGACAAGAAAUUGAAGGUUCGUAGUGGUAAGGGGAAGCAUGUCCUGUCUGACCCUAAUACUUCCCUUCUUGGGGCUCUUAGAAAUGAAAUUGAGGCUGGUCUGAAGGAUGCUCGUGGUGAUGUAUAUGCUCAUGUUUGUGUUGACUUGAAAGAAAUGGAGUUGAGGUUGGAGAGGAGUAUGAAACGAAGUAUUUUCUCUGCAGUUGCUGAGGCUCUCAGUUCUAUGGAAAUUGUAAAGAGUGUUGUUACUGAGGUUGGGGUUGGUACUUCUGAUCCUUACAGCCAGCCUCCCGCUAAUGGUGCAUCUAACCCUGUCAAUCCUGCUAAAGUUGCAUCUAUCCUCGUUAAUCCUGCUGAUGGUGCAUCAUCUCCUGUCAAUCCAGCUGCAACCGCCAACUUGAAUGGUGAAUCUGAAGAGGCUGAAGAUUCUUCCUCUGCGAGUGAGGAUUCCACUAAGUCUCAGGCAUCGGGAGGUACUAUUGAUGGGGAAGGCGGCAGUGUUCCUGAGGCUGCAUUUGAAUCUGAUGGUACUCCUAGCUCGGAGAAGUUCAAGAAGCUAGUUGAGCUACUUGAGCCAAGAUUUGACUUUGAGUAUGGUGGAGGAAUUGUUUUGAAGGAGAGUGAAUUGCGUCUGGUUGCUAGUAGCAUACCCCCUGAUAAUCCCCAGGUUAUGGAUGCUUGUGUCUCUGUAAUGAGAGAAUCUGUCUUCAUUAACACUGAUCCAGCAGGCGUCCCUAGAGCUGAUAUGCUGACAAGCCAUUUCCAUGGUUCUCUUGCUGUUAUGUUCUCUAAAUUCAAGAAGUGUAGGCGCAAAGAGAGUUUUGAAUUUGAUGAAGAUCUGUUGAGCUCAAUAACUCACAGAUUUAGCAGCACUGGAAGGAAAUGGCUUGAAGCCAUAGAUUACCUCUACUCUCCUUUCAACAUUGACAAGAACCGCUGGAUUGCUGUCAUGGUGGACCUGCCCUCGCAUUCACUCUCUGUUUUCGAUUCUACUGCUAAUGCCCUUCGUGGAUCCAGACUUAAACCUGAACUGGAGUUCUUAUGUGAGAUGUUUCCCUAUUUGGUUCGUAAGAUUGGUGCGAACGAUCUGAUGAUAAAUUACCCGUUGUCUCCGUUGUCUUUCACUCGCCACACCCGCGUUACACAAGCUUCAGACCGCGCAAACACCGGUAUGCUUUCCCUUCUUUUUAUGGAGGCGCAUGCAUUUGGUGGUUUCGAUAAGGUUUGUCAAGUCUCAGAGGCUGGUCUUCGUCAGCGAGCAGAGCAGCUAGCUGUUCAGUUAUAUGAGCAUUGCUGUGGCGAUAUCGAAGUAUGAAAAGGCUAUGUCUU
Arabidopsis lyrata subsp. lyrata is the source of this 2288-nucleotide messenger RNA. RefSeq lists its product as uncharacterized. Bases 1 to 2274 code for a protein of 757 amino acids. Gene Ontology annotation, molecular function: cysteine-type peptidase activity. Lineage: Eukaryota; Viridiplantae; Streptophyta; Magnoliopsida; Brassicales; Brassicaceae. Gene Ontology annotation, biological process: proteolysis. The record is from RefSeq and is a predicted model, not a curated record. The transcript has 6 exons.